AUGUUAGCAAUAUUCUUAUGUACGUAAGUUUACUAUCUUAAAUUGUAGUUAUUAUAUUAGAGAACUCUAUUUAUGCUAUGAAUCUUAGCAAGAGGGAAACUCAAAAAUAUUAAUAAUAAGUCAAUCGCAUUGAAAAACGAUAAAUUGGAUCUUUGAUUAUUUCUAUGAUAUAAUUAGAUUAGCCAUAAAUAAAUUAGUUGAUUGAAUAAUCUAUAGAAGAUUUUGAAUUAGAAUAUUCAACUCUCUAGGAUUUUCACAUUAGUAGGAAGACAUAAAUUUAUUAAUCUAUGCAGUAAUUGAAAGCACAACUCUUAGACUUAGAUUUGUUAUAAUCAUCUUUUAUUGAUGGACCAUAAGAGAAAGAAAGGGAAUUCCAUGAAUAAAAAAUAGUACGACUUAAUCAACUAAUAAAUCAAAAUUACAAAAUGAUUGAUUAAAAAGAAGUUUAAUUAAUAAAAAUGUAGAACAGGUAUACUAUAUUUGUUAAUAAUUAUAGUUUAAGUUCAUUAAUUGAUGAAUAUGAUAUAAAUAUCAACUAAAUAGAUUAAAUGCUUUAAACAAUAGAUUCUAUUUUAUAUGAUGAAGAGAAAGUAGGCAUUAAAUUUUUCUAAAAAAGAGGUAGGGUUAAUGAGAUAAUUGAAAAUUUUGGAAAAUCUACCAUUAAAAAUAUCAAAUUAGAUUUACCAAUGCUAAAACAAGUAAUACAAAUAGGAAUAAAAAAUAAUUUUGCAGAGAAAUAAACUUAUAAAUAAGUAUAUAUAUAUAUAUAAUCAAAAAUUAGGUUUAAGAACUCUUAAUUUCUUUAAGAAACAAAUUAGUUGGAGAACUAAAUAGUCUAAAUACUGAUAAAAUUGAUUAGCUUGAAUUAAAUAUUAAUGAAUUAAAGAAUGAAACUCUAAAAUUGAAAAGUUAAUUACUAGAAUCAACUUAGAAAUUACAAAUUGAAAAUAGAGACAUUAGUGCAAUAACAGAUUCUAAGAAGAGAAUUGAAUAGGAACUUAUAAUUCUUGAUGAGGAUUUAAGAUUAGAGAAUGAAUUAUUUAAUUAGAAAGAAACAUUUUUAAUAGAAGAAGUUAAUGAAUUGAUGGAAAUUGAACAGCUUUUGAAAAAUAGAGAAUUUAUUUAAUACAUUCAAGAUUAAGAAUAAUUAUGA
Molecule: messenger RNA, 1153 nt
Organism: Paramecium primaurelia
Lineage: Eukaryota; Ciliophora; Oligohymenophorea; Peniculida; Parameciidae
Source: the annotation of a GenBank genome assembly